CGCCAAGUUCUCAUGGGAUUCCCAGUGGGCUACACGGAGCUUCUCUUCCCAAAACUCCUCCUUCACCUCUUCUCCCUCUUUGUUCUCAUCAGAAAACUCAUUUCCACCCUUUUCGGCUUCAUGGGCCUCCACCAUUUCCUCGAACCCGACAUUACCUGGCCCGAAAGUUCGACCCGGAUACCCGAAUUCGAGUCGGUGUCUGCAAUCUUAAUAAGGGAAAUUCUUCCGGUGGUGAAGUUCGGGGAGCUGGUGGACCCACCCGAGAGUUGCGCUGUGUGUUUGAGUGAGUUCGAGGAAAACGAUGAGAUCAGACGGUUGGCAAAUUGUCGACACAUAUUCCAUCGAGGGUGUUUGGACCGUUGGAUGGGGUACGAUCAGAGAACGUGCCCCUUGUGCCGAACACCCUUUGUACCCGAAGAUAUGCAAGCUCUUUUUAAUCAAAGACUUUGGGCUGCUUCUGGGAUCCCCGAAUUCUACUUACAAUAUCCUCAUGUUGCUUAAUUUACUUCUUUUGGGGAUGUUCCAUUUAAGUGGGUUUUUCUUCUUCUUUUCUUGCAUUUUUUU
Molecule: messenger RNA, 564 nt
Organism: Abrus precatorius (Indian licorice)
Lineage: Eukaryota; Viridiplantae; Streptophyta; Magnoliopsida; Fabales; Fabaceae
Product: E3 ubiquitin-protein ligase RHA1B
Exons: 1
Coding region: 13-501 (162 amino acids)
Biological process (GO): protein ubiquitination
Molecular function (GO): ubiquitin protein ligase activity; zinc ion binding
Source: RefSeq, a predicted model, not a curated record